AAUGGCAAAGGAUAAAAUACUUUCUGCUAAACUUAAGUAAUAAGAAUUUAAAACCAAAUCAACUUAAUUGAAGACAUAAAAAAUAGCUUAAUUACUUGAGCCAUAGUUUUAGUAGAGUGUAGAAAUAGAUGAUGAAAGACCAUUAUUAAAAAUUUCUAAUUUUAAGGAUUAUUUACCAGAAGAGAAUGUGCAAAAUGUAGAACUUAUAUUGAUUAAACAAGAUUAUCAAUCUAAAAUUAAAAUAAGGACCAUAUAAACUUUCAGUGACACCUUAAACAACUUAUUUGGCAGGAGAAUCUGGUCACAUAGCUGCUUUUAAUUGGAGACACAAAUAAUUGGAAUGUGAAUUUGAUGUUAAAGAGAAAUGCUAUGACAUAGUUUCUAUUGCAUAAAGAAAUUUUGCAGUAGCCUAAAAAAGUUGCAUCUUUAUUUACGAUCCAAAAGGUGUUGAAGUUCAUAAAAUUCGUGAAUGCAAAUAAGCCACAAAAUUAGAGUACUUGCCCUAUCACUUUUUAUUGGCUGCACUCAAUUAAAAUGGAUAAUUGACUUAUUAAGAUAUAACAUAAGGAAAAAUAAUAUCUAGUAAAAUAUUUUAUGAUUAUUUAGCCUAUAGAACUACACCAUCUCCUUUAUGUUUAAAAUAAAAUCAUAACAAUGCAAUAUUAGGUAUAGGAGAUCAAAUGGGAGUAGUAAGAAUGUAUGCUCCAAAUACUGGGACAUCACUUACAUCAAUGUUAUGUCAUAAAGGAGGAUUAAUGUCUAUGACUUUCUCUAGAGAUGGCAAUCAUUUAAUUACAAGUGGAUCAGAAGGAACAAUUAAAGUUUGGGAUCUAAGAACUUAAAAAUUAUAAUCUUAAAUUGGAGUCAAUGCAACUAAUUUAGCAUUAAGUGAUAAAGGUGUUUUAGCAGCAGGGAGAGGAACAGAUAUUGUUAUGUGGAAAAACUGUUUGAUUGGAGACUUAAAAACACCCUAUUUAAGAUAUAAAGCUUCAUCUAUGAUUUGUGAUAUUGACUUUAUUAAGCAUGAAGAUUAUUUAUCAAUGAGCACUUUUGAUAGUUAUGAACAAACAGUAGUACCAGAAAGUGGAGAACCAUUUUUUGAUACUUAUGAACAACCAGAUUUAUAGAAUAAAAAAUAAAGGUUAGAGACAAAUGUAAAAUAAUUAAUUGAAAAAGUAAAAUAUUAAUGAAAUUAAUUUUAUAGUUACCUCCAGAAUCUAUAUCUCUUUAAUCAUAUAGGAUUGGAACAAUAGAUAGAACUUCAAAAAUUAUAAUCGAAAAAGAAUAAAAAAAAUAAAUUGAAGAAUAGGCAAAUAAGAAAAUAAAGAAACAAAAGAAAAAAAUGAGAGGAAGGUAUAGAAUUUAUUUGUAAUUUUUUUAGAAAUAAAAUUGGUAAAAGAGAGAAACUAAAGGAAUUAGAACGAGAUUAGAAAUAAUAAGUUAAAUGGUAAGAAAUGUUAUCAGAUGCUCUAAGAGUUAAGAGAGCUGAGAAAGAAAAGAAAAAGAUUGAAACUAAAUUAUUAGAUAGAUUAGAAUAGAUGUCUAGUAAAGAAUUUAUUAGAGUGGUUUCAUGAAUUUGU
Paramecium pentaurelia is the source of this 1580-nucleotide messenger RNA. The record is from the annotation of a GenBank genome assembly. NCBI's taxonomy places the organism in Eukaryota, Ciliophora, Oligohymenophorea, Peniculida, Parameciidae.